AUGGGUUGCUCUUGCUCAGUUCCUGUGAUGGCGGUGCAGCAGUCUGGGUCUCUUUGCUUGGAAGAUCAGCUAGGGUUGUUGUUAGGAUCUCGGCUUGUAUUGUUAGGCUUGCUGUUUGUUUGUCUGCUUCUUUUUUUAUUAAUUCUGUUUCUCCUGCUGAAACAGAAACAAUCAAGAUCACUUGGUGCGAAGCAAAAACCACCACGGCCUCCGGCUUGGCCAAUCGUUGGUAACAUCUUCGAUCUUGGAACCAUUCCACAUCGGACUUUAUACAAGCUUAGAUUCAAAUACGGACCUGUGGUUUGGUUAAGAAUAGGGUGGACUAACACCCUGGUGAUACAGUCUGCCAAGGCAGCCGAAGAGCUGUUCAAGAAUCAUGAUGCUACUUUCUGUGACCGGAAAGUUCCUGUAAUAUUCACAUCCCAUCACUACUGCGAGGGAUCGUUCUCUCUGGGACGGUAUGGCCCCAACUGGAUCUUUCGUCGCCGGCUUGUUACUGUGGAGCUCAUGACCAAAAAGCGAAUUAACGAGACUACUUCCCUUCGGCGAAAAUGUGUCGACAAUAUGAUAAAAUAUAUUGAGGAGGAUGUCACAGCGGCACGCACAAGAGGGGAAUCAGGGGAGUUAGCAGUAGCUCACUACGUCUUUGUCAUGGCGUUCAACCUCAUAGGCAACCUUAUGAUUUCGCAGGAUCUUCUGAAUUCUCAAUCGAAAGAAGGGGCAGAGUUCUUUGAUGCCUUGAACAAGGUCUCGGAGUUGGGUGCCAAGCCAAAUAUGGUCGACUUCUUUCCAUUUCUUACAGGGUUGGAUCCCCAGAGGAUGAAGAGGAACAUGGAGCUAGAACUAGGACGAACUUUGAAUAUAGUGGAGGGGUUUGUGAGAGAGGGUUGA
This is a messenger RNA of Hevea brasiliensis (rubber tree), 891 nucleotides long. Its product is annotated as iridoid oxidase-like. NCBI's taxonomy places the organism in Eukaryota, Viridiplantae, Streptophyta, Magnoliopsida, Malpighiales, Euphorbiaceae. Gene Ontology annotation, molecular function: heme binding; monooxygenase activity; oxidoreductase activity, acting on paired donors, with incorporation or reduction of molecular oxygen. Bases 1 to 891 code for a protein of 296 amino acids. The record is from RefSeq and is a predicted model, not a curated record. The transcript has 2 exons.